Rotaria sordida is the source of this 261-nucleotide messenger RNA. NCBI's taxonomy places the organism in Eukaryota, Metazoa, Rotifera, Eurotatoria, Philodinida, Philodinidae. The record is from the annotation of a GenBank genome assembly.
AUGAACAAAUAUUUACCUAUUGAAUAUAUAAAACAAGAUGAAGAAAUACUAUCAUUUCUUGUUAUGUCAGCACGAUAUGAUAUAAGUUUAGAAGUGAAUGCAAAACAUUUUGUUGAAAAACUUAAAAAUUAUCAACAUUCUGUUGAUUAUUUUACUGUCACUGGUACACAUGGAACAAUUGCAACCAUAAAUUUACAUGAAUCAACAAGAUGUGCUUUACAUGAACCAGAUUUUUCAACAUUAUUUAAUGACGUUGAUUAG